CUCGGAACGAGUUGGACGUCGAACCGACUCAAUUCUCUCUCUUUUUAUUGGACGACAGCGAUGCCGUGACUCCCGAAAUCGCGUUGUGGCUACAUACCAACGCGGACUCGCGCCACGCCAACACGCCCCUCUUGAGCCCAACCGAUGGACUCGGCUCACGGCCUCGGCGAGCUCAUCCAGCGGCUCCGCCUCUACGAGGCCCCGCCCCCGUCCGACGACGGCGGCGGCGACGGGGAAGACGUCGACGAGAGAGGGAAGGUAUUCUCCUCGCUGGGACUCGCCGAGACUGCCGCGGCCGCAGCCGAUGCCCCCCGCCUGGAGAGAUUCCGGCCCAAGAGGGCAGCCGUCCUGAUUUGCCUAUUCGAGGGUGAUCCAGGCGAGCUCCGGGUCAUCCUCACCAAGCGCUCCUCCAACCUGUCCACCCACUCCGGUGAGGUGUCCUUGCCUGGGGGCAAAGCAGAAGAAGGCGACAAGGAUGACGCCGACACCGCAACGCGGGAGGCCAAGGAAGAAAUAGGACUGGACCCAUCGCUAGUCACGGUCGUUGCCCUUUUGGAGCCAUUCUUGUCCCGGCAUCUUCUCAGAGUAGUUCCUGUAGUCGGGAUACUUUCCGACAAACAAGCAUUCAAGCCAAAACUUAAUGCUAAUGAAGUGGAAACAAUUUUUGAUGCACCCUUAGAGAUGUUCCUCAAGGAUCAAAACCGAAGGUCCGAGGAGCGAGAGUGGAUGGGGGAGAAAUUUCUUGUUCAUUUCUUCAACUUUGAAACUGGGAACAAGAAGUUUGUCAUAUGGGGUUUAACUGCAAGUAUCUUGAUUCAUGCUGCAUCGAUUGUUUACCAGCGGCCACCUUCUUUCCCUGAGCAAAAGCCCAAAUACAUAAUUCCUCACUACAUCAAGGGGAAUUGCACAAUGCCAUGAAUAAAUUCACAUUGUUAUGUAGAAGCUUCUUUGAACAUCAUUGUGGCCUUUUGGAAGGUGUUGUCUGCACUCCUUCAGAUGCGUCAGCUGGUUGGGAAGAGUGGGAACCGGUUAAUUUGUUAAAGAUGAUCUACACAAGCGAUGUUUCGAGAACUGGACUAUUUAAUAUAUAUAUAUAUAUAUAUAUAUAUAUAUAUAUAUAUAUAUAUGUAUUUAGGAAUUGAACCUCGAAUGCUUACAGAGCUUAGAGAAUUAGCUGCUUGCAUUGCAACCAGAUGGAUCCAUUCGUUUGGAUGAAUAGUUCUGCUUGUGAUGCUGUAGCAGCUAUAAGAUGUAAGUCCACAAUCAAUAAGAUGCAAGUUACACAA
Messenger RNA from Musa acuminata AAA Group (dessert banana), 1286 nucleotides. Its product is annotated as nudix hydrolase 15, mitochondrial-like. The transcript is spliced from 5 exons. The coding region runs from base 145 to 918 and encodes 257 amino acids. Lineage: Eukaryota; Viridiplantae; Streptophyta; Magnoliopsida; Zingiberales; Musaceae. Gene Ontology annotation, biological process: coenzyme A catabolic process. The record is from RefSeq and is a predicted model, not a curated record. Gene Ontology annotation, molecular function: coenzyme A diphosphatase activity.